Messenger RNA from Fomitopsis serialis, 1324 nucleotides. RefSeq lists its product as uncharacterized. NCBI's taxonomy places the organism in Eukaryota, Fungi, Basidiomycota, Agaricomycetes, Polyporales, Fomitopsidaceae. The coding region runs from base 63 to 1121 and encodes 352 amino acids. The transcript is spliced from 6 exons. The record is from RefSeq and is a predicted model, not a curated record.
UACCCCGCACAGCCUGUGACCCUUUGACCACCUCGCACAGCCCGUGUCUCGCACGAACAACCAUGUCUGACUCUGCCCAAGUCCCCAAAGCCGCUCUGUACUAUUUCCCGACCUCUGUCUGGGAAGAGAAGGGCUAUGGUGCAGAUGAACUCGACCUGAAGCUCGUUGAUAUCUCGAAGGGCGAGAACUAUGCCCCGUCGUACUUGCGACUGAACCCGCAAGCUACGGUACCGACCCUGGUGGUCCCUCUGCACAAGACGCUCGCUCCGGACAUGGAGAGCCGCUACAAAGCCAUCCAAGACUCGAAGUCCAUAGUCGAGUUUCUCGACAAGUCGCGCUCCACGCAGUCCCGCACACACACUACCUCUGACGCGCCCGCGCCUUCUCUCAGCCCCGCUACGAUCGCCUUUUCCGCCGUCUCCACGAAGCUGAUCGACCUCCUUCACACGCCCGCGGCCGACCCGAACGCGCUCAAGUACAUGAACGCGCGUACGCCCGACGAGCUCCGCGAUCUUGCCGCGUCCGAGCGCCCCAAAUUCACCGCACGCCGCGCUGCACUCGCGCAGCUUCUCGCGGAUAACGAGGCCGCGCGCAUCCGCGUGUCCGAGAAGACCCGCGCGUUCUGGGAGGUCAAAAAGGUCGCAAUGGAGAAGUUCCUCGACGUGUACGACGAGGCGGACACGCCCGCGGAGAAGCUCGACCAGAAGGCGCUCGAGCGCAGGGAGGCGUUCUUGAAGGACGCGGUCGACGCGUGGGCAAGCGUGCGCGACGUGCUCACGCAGCUCAACAGGGAGCUCAUCGGCCCGUACGCACUAGGCGACCAGCUCUCCCUCGCGGACCUGCACCUCGCCGCCUGGCUCGCACGGCUCGUCAGCCUCGCGGGCGGGACGCUCACGGACGACGGCGCGGUGGCGAUUGGGAAGCUCGAGGUGCACGUCGGCGGGGCCGGCGGGGGGUUCGCGCUCGCGAAGGACUUCUCCGUCGCGGAGGCGCGGCGGCGCGCGGGCCUGCCCGUGUCGGACCCCGAGUCGCACGAACGCCAGAACAGGCUCGCGGCGUUUUGGGAUGCGGUGCGCGAGAGGCCGAGCUUCAAGAAGGUGUAUAAGGACGGGCUGCAUUGACGCGUGCGUGGCAUUGGGUGCCUGUGGGCGGUUGGUUUGCGUGGAUGGGAAAAAGUGAUGAUACCUGAUGGGAUGUAUGGAAAGAAAUGGGGGGUGCAGCGGCGUGCAGAGGAAUAUACGGCUGUACACUAUUGUAUUCCCUAUCUCCCUAUUCAAACAUUCGUGCUCGCGCGCAUUCAAAGACUCGCGAGAUACAAACUUGA